Messenger RNA from Argentina anserina (silverweed cinquefoil), 2014 nucleotides. RefSeq names its product probable alpha-amylase 2. The record is from RefSeq and is a predicted model, not a curated record. The transcript has 12 exons. Gene Ontology annotation, molecular function: calcium ion binding; alpha-amylase activity. Lineage: Eukaryota; Viridiplantae; Streptophyta; Magnoliopsida; Rosales; Rosaceae. Gene Ontology annotation, biological process: carbohydrate metabolic process. Bases 170 to 1399 code for a protein of 409 amino acids.
CGGAACACUACCACCGUCCACUCCUCCCAAUCAGACGUCACUGUGGAACCCGGCAACCCGCGCAAUUGGCACCUGUUAGCUGCCGUUGAAUAUGAACAUUCCCUCCAAACCGACAUCGCAACCUUAGCUUCGGAAAAUCGUUGGCGCCUAGGAAUUAGAAUCUGUUGUUAUGCAGGAUGAUCAGGAACACAAUCGGCUGACUGAUAAUGGUGCAUCAAUAUGUAAUGGAACAGAAAUCCUUUUACAGGCCUUUAACUGGGAAUCUCAUAAACAUGACUGGUGGAAAAAUUUAGAAAGUAAAGUUCCAGAUAUUGGAAAAUCUGGAAUUACAUCAGCAUGGUUGCCGCCAGCAACUCAUUCUUGUGCCCCGGAAGGCUACCUCCCCCAGAACAUAUAUUCCCUUAGUUCUAAAUAUGGGUCUGAGGACCAAUUAAAAGGUUUACUUGAAAAAAUGAAGCAAUGUAAAGUUAGACCAAUGGCUGACAUUGUUAUCAAUCAUCGUGUUGGGACUACCCAAGGGCAUGGUGGAAUGUACAAUCGUUAUGAUGGAAUUCCCCUGUCAUGGGAUGAACAUGCCGUCACAUCUUGCACUGGUGGACUGGGGAAUAGAAGUACCGGAGACAAUUUUAAUGGGGUUUCAAAUAUUGAUCAUAGUCAACCUUUUGUUAGAAAGGAUAUUACUGCAUGGCUACAGUGGCUUCGCAAUACUGUUGGUUUUCAGGAUUUUCGAUUUGAUUUUGCCAGGGGUUAUGCAGCUAAAUAUGUGAAAGAGUAUAUUGAAGUAGCAAAACCAAUUUUUUCUGUUGGGGAGUUUUGGGAUUCUUGCAACUACAAUGGUGAUGGCUUGGACUACAAUCAAGACAGCCACAGACAGCGGAUAAUAAAUUGGAUUAAUGGCACAGGACAGCUAUCAACUGCAUUUGACUUCACAACCAAGGGCAUUCUUCAGGAAGCUGUCAAGGGACAACUAUCACGUCUGCGUGAUCCCCAAGGGAAGCCGCCAGGUGUAGUUGGAUGGUGGCCUUCAAGAGCUGUCACAUUCCUAGAUAACCAUGACACAGGCUCAACACAGGCUCACUGGCCAUUCCCUUCGAAUCAUAUAAUGGAGGGUUAUGCUUAUAUACUCACUCACCCUGGAAUACCUUCGGUCUUCUAUGACCACUUGUAUGAUAGGGGUGAUUCCAUACAUGAUCAGAUUGUGAAACUGAUUCACCUUAGAAAGCAGAAAGACAUUCACAGCCGAUCAUCUAUAAAGAUCCUGGAGGCCCAGCCGAACCUCUACGCUGCUAUAAUUGGGGAUGAAGUGUGCAUGAAAAUUGGAGAUGGUUCAUGGUGCCCAGACAAGAGGGAGUGGACGCUGGCAACCUCUGGCCAGAGAUAUGCUGUUUGGCACAAGUAACUAAGACGGUUCAUUUCCCAUAAUUGUUCAUAAAACAAAAUAGGAUUGGUAGUUAUGAUUGUCGGGAUGAACUGGGGAGCUGAUCAGCCAACUGGCGGUUCAGUGCUCCAUAUAGCUGCUGCUGCUACAAUAUAUGAAGAAGAAUUCUAGCCCGUUGCUUUUUCCGUCAUAAUUUCAUGAAGUGGCUUGAACAUUCUUCCCCACAGCGCAUUAGCGAGUCGACUUGACAGGUGCAAGUCUGAUGCUUUCCAGUUCCGAAUCCAAUUCUUCUUUUUUUUACAUAUAAUUUACAAUUAACUCAAAACCAUCUGUUAUGUUAUUCACUUAUUCUACAAGAUGGUAUAGUUGCAACAUAGAGGCCUAAAAAGACCUGUUUAUCUAUCUUUAACCAACCUACGGUGCAAAAAUAGUGAUACAAAAUGGCAGUAGGGUUACAUCCUUGUUAAAAAUCAUUUCACAACUGAUCCAGGGUAGAGUAUAAUCCCUCAUUGGUUGUACCACUAAUUCAUACGUACCCAAGAAAACUCCACUGUUACAGCAAUGUUGACAGAUCCAAUUUAUGGACCAAAGAUAGAUCAACAAACAGAUCCAGGCAAGACUUUAACGGAAGAAAGA